UGAAGCAAGCAUUCCUACGCACGCACCCUCUGGCAUGAAUUUGUCAGUAUAGUGAGAACUUCAUCACAGAUAAGGCUGGCUGGCCAUGAUGACCAACAACCUCGCCUCUAACCCCACCAAGCAGGCCAGCUGAGGACUCUCUCGACUGUCAGAGCAGAAGAAAGCACUCCGACCACCUGAUAGUGUUUGAGACACGGCUCCAGGUAUCCUGCCUAAUCCCCCCCCCUCUCUCUGACACAUCACUGCCUCAUGACCUGAGGGCCACAAUCAUCUGUUACAACCUGACAACUGAAACAGCCAACCAGAGAAGACCACUAGAAGAGAGCCUACAUAUUAAACUCAUCCACCACCAGAGGAGCUUGGGACUUGAGCUUCUGCCCAUCUGUACUGUGACUCACUGUGGAACUCUUCGGCACCUGUACAAGAAGUCCAUUGACAGACGUGAAGACAGAUAUCCAGAGUGACAGUCUACCAGCUCAAACACCAUCAGCAGCCUGCUCCUCUGACCAGUACUGUUGAAGCUAUGGGGAGUCCAGGCUGUGACCGCGUGGGGAGCACAGUGCCCCUUCCCCUGAUGAGUUUCAAUGACUACCCCUACAGUGUGUCUGCUCUGAGGGCCUGGGAGGAGGAGGACACCAAGCCGCCCCGUGGACUGAUAAGUGUGCCUAAACACACCCUGCAAGGGGUGUUCCUGCCCUGCUCUGACAUGCUCCUCACUGAAGACAGCUUGUGGCUGUUGAAGAAGAAAGAGGCAGCACCCCCUGAGCCCCCCUGUAAGCCCUUGGAGCAGUGCCCUGUCAUCGACAGCCAGGGCCUGGGGGUGGGCCUGGGAUUGGAGGUCCCCUCUGGGCUAGAGGGACAGGUGGAGGAACGCUGUCUGGAGCAGGUUCAGAGCAUUGUGUUGGGAGAAGUAAUGAAGGACAUAGAGACCGCCUGCAAGCUGCUCAACAUUACCCCAGAACCCAUGGAGUGGAACUGUGGGAACGUCCAGAAGUGGCUGCUGUGGACAGAGCACCUGUACAGACUACCCCAGGUGGGAAAGGUGUUCCAGGAGCUCAGUGGGAAGGACCUGUGCUCCAUGACAGAGGAGGACUUCAGGCAGCGCUCGAUGCAAUGUGGAGACCUGCUGUUUGCUCACCUGGACAUCUGGAGGUCAGCUGCGUGCAUGAAGGAGUGCUGCACACCAGGAGAUACCAAGUUACAUAGUGCUGAGGAGACGUGUCCAGAGGCUGACUCAUCCUGCUCAAGCCAGCCCAUCCACCUGUGGCAGUUCCUUAGACAGCUGCUCCUCAAGCCACACAACUAUGGACGCUGCAUCCGCUGGCUCAACAAGGAGAAAGGUAUCUUCAAAAUCGAAAACUCGGCUUAUGUAGCCAGGUUAUGGGGCCUCAGAAAGAAUCGUCCAGCUAUGAACUACGACAAGCUGAGUCGCUCUAUCCGGCAGUACUACAAGAAGGGCAUCAUCCGCAAGCCUGAUGUGUCCCAGAGACUGGUCUAUCAGUUUGUCCACCCUGUAUGAAGCUGUUGAGCAGCCAGCCAGAAGAGGAGAACACGAGUGGUGAUGACUGGUGACAACUAACUGAAAAGAAGCCUCUAACUGCUGUUUUAGCUCCAGCAUUAACAAUGCACUGCAUAGACUGCCUCCUGCAUUGUGCACUCCUGCCUAAUUUCAAUAUUCUUAUGUGUAACCUGAUAUGGGAAUUUAUUGUCACAUUGCAUUAGAUAUGUAAUGUUUUACAUUUCCAAUAUUGUUGAAAUAAUUUUAAUAUUAAUUGUCCAAUAUUUCAUUUUCACAAAUGUCAAUUCCAUGUUUGUAUAUUUUUUCUCUUAAUCACCAGUACAUCAGCUACUAUUUAUUUCUUCAUUUGUAAUGGUUGCUCUUUUUAGUGCCAUUUACAUUUCAACAUGUCCCUCCUUACAAACCAUAGCACUUACAAAUGUUACAUUUUACAUAAUUAGUUCUCUGAAGCUUGCUUUGGAAACUACAGUGGACUAAGCUAUGGUGAGUAUAUAAUGUACUAUAGAAUGGAUUGAAUAUGUUCACUGCUGAUCUCUAGUAGCAGUCCGAUGUUAAGGCCACUUCAUAGGUCACAGUCACAGCUGUUUACCCCAUACAGUAGGGCCAAUUAUGAUCCUGAUAUAGAUUUGUAAUAUCACAGAUCUCAUUGAAUUGAAAUGAUUUGACUCCGGUGCCCAUUCCCUGGCGGAAGAAUACAGUCUAAUAGGAAUGAGUGAAUACAGUGACCUACUGUAAUAUAAGCAUUUCAAUACCACUGCCACAUUUCAAGUGCUUGGAACUGUAUGUGGAGUCGAACACCUGUGUCAGAGAUUUAGUGAUUGGAUACAUACAAAUGUUGGAAUAUAAUAUUGAAUAUUUAUAAUGACAAUGUGUAAGAAUGUGUUUAAAUACUGAAUGUGUUUAAAACAAAGCAACCUUUUUUUUUUUA
Messenger RNA from Oncorhynchus keta (chum salmon), 2447 nucleotides. Its product is annotated as SAM pointed domain-containing Ets transcription factor-like. Gene Ontology annotation, molecular function: sequence-specific DNA binding; DNA-binding transcription factor activity, RNA polymerase II-specific. The transcript has 5 exons. Bases 524 to 1519 code for a protein of 331 amino acids. Lineage: Eukaryota; Metazoa; Chordata; Actinopteri; Salmoniformes; Salmonidae. Gene Ontology annotation, cellular component: nucleus. The record is from RefSeq and is a predicted model, not a curated record. Gene Ontology annotation, biological process: regulation of transcription by RNA polymerase II; cell differentiation.